Messenger RNA from Funneliformis caledonium, 225 nucleotides. The record is from the annotation of a GenBank genome assembly. NCBI's taxonomy places the organism in Eukaryota, Fungi, Glomeromycota, Glomeromycetes, Glomerales, Glomeraceae.
AUAUUACAAAGCAUAGAUACUAAAAACAUGAGAGAAAAAAUGAUGAUUAAAAUUCACCCCAUCAAAUUACUCGAUAAUUAUACCCAAGAGCUCCCCUUAAGACAGCUUGCUGUCUUUGGUUCCUUAACGCGAAGACAUCCUGAUUCCACAAGUUUAAGUCAUAGUCGUUUUGCCAAACAAUCUGAUAUAGAAAUCCAAAGGCUGGACGUACGACUUGAUUAUUGA